Fusarium pseudograminearum CS3096 is the source of this 723-nucleotide messenger RNA. RefSeq lists its product as uncharacterized. The transcript is spliced from 3 exons. NCBI's taxonomy places the organism in Eukaryota, Fungi, Ascomycota, Sordariomycetes, Hypocreales, Nectriaceae. The record is from RefSeq and is a predicted model, not a curated record. Bases 1 to 723 code for a protein of 240 amino acids.
AUGCGCCGUCGAGAGCGAGGACGACGCUCACAGGCAGCAUUUCGCAAGCGUCAGGCCAAGUCCACACAAGCACUGAUAGAUCAAAAUUCUCGUUUUCGAAACGGUGUACAAUUACUGCUCGAGGAAGCCCGGGGCGAUGAUAGACCUGAGAUGCUCAGAAUUCUACGGGACUUGGCUGAUGCAGCCGAUCUUGACAUCCCGGUAACAUUGUCGGGCAACGCUUCCGAGACAGCAACUAAAUUGACGAACACAACUCCAGAAGGUUUCGACGCUUUCGAAAUGAGUCUGGUACCAAGACAGAUCAUUGACAUACCGUUGAACCUGGAUACCUUCCCCGCAGCAACUACCACCCAAUAUCGUCUGGAUUGCAGUGUAUGGCUAGACCCAUUGCACUACCUUCGUGUCUCAAUACCACCUCAAGACCUUCUUCCUUAUAUCGGUCCCGGUGCAGAGACCUUUGCGGGACUUCUCUUCUGGUCCGUCAUGGAACAUAGUCAGAGCGGCUGCUCACACCAUGAUGCCAUGUCCAACGUAAAGGCAUGCCUUGGCCACUCCUCUGUCACGCGCGAUAUCAAACCGACCUUUAUCCAAACCAUGGCGAGGGCAAGAAUAGAGUACAAAAAGACUGGUUCCAUCAGUCAGGAACAUGCAGUGGGUGGGGAAGAUGACCUGGGCCUGGUGUUGUCUCGGUUUGUUUCGGAGACGGACCUCGCUGGGAUGUAA